CGGGUGACGUCACGGGGCCAGAGUGAGGCUCGGGGCUGAGGCGACCGGAGCGGGGCUGAGGCGGCGGCGGCGGCGGCGGCACCACAGGAGGGGGGCGGCGGCCGCGACCCCGGCCCCGCUUGAAGAGGGAGAGCCCCGAUCGCGCUCCCUUCUCACCCUUGGAGCUCUUUUGGGUCCCGGCUGAGCCUCUUCUUCUUCCUCUUCUUCCUCCUCCUCCUCAGCGGCGCUGACAGCCCGCCCGGAGCCCCGGGGGCGGCGGCCACCAUGUCGUCCCCCAGCCCGGGCAAGCGGCGGAUGGACACCGACGUGGUCAAGCUUAUCGAGAGCAAACACGAAGUCACAAUCCUAGGAGGACUCAACGAAUUUGUCGUGAAGUUUUACGGACCACAAGGAACACCCUACGAAGGUGGAGUAUGGAAAGUUAGAGUCGACCUUCCUGAUAAAUACCCUUUCAAAUCCCCGUCUAUAGGAUUCAUGAAUAAAAUUUUCCAUCCUAACAUCGAUGAAGCGUCAGGAACUGUAUGUCUAGAUGUAAUCAAUCAAACUUGGACGGCUCUCUACGAUCUCACCAAUAUAUUUGAAUCGUUCCUGCCCCAGCUGCUGGCCUAUCCUAACCCCAUAGAUCCUCUAAAUGGUGACGCUGCAGCCAUGUACCUCCACCGACCAGAAGAGUACAAACAGAAAAUUAAAGAAUACAUCCAGAAAUAUGCAACAGAAGAAGCACUAAAAGAACAGGAAGAAGGCACCGGGGACAGCUCAUCCGAGAGCUCCAUGUCCGACUUCUCGGAAGAUGAGGCUCAGGAUAUGGAGUUGUAGUAGAAGAGGCCACCUGCUUUUCAGAGAGACUCUAAUUUCCUAACCAUGAGAAGCAGACUAUAAUAUUCAUAUUUAAACAAAGCAAUUUUUUUUAUUACUAAACAAGGUUUUUAUGAAUAAUAGCAUUGAUAUAUAUAUAUAUAUAUCACCCUUUAGAUCUUGAUUUUUUUUUUUUUUGUUGUUGUUCCUUGGUCAUUUCUCAAACCCGAGGUGCAUAGCAUAUUCCCACAUUCCAUUUUGGUAGCAAUAUGCAGCCCGAAUGCAUGCAUUCAGAUUCCAUUUGGCCAAGUCGACUUGUUGUGCUACUGAACUGUCAGCUACAAACAGCUGCCCUGGGAGGUAGGGAGGUAGCCGAGACGUUUGCUUUUUCUGAUCGAUGGUUUCCAAAGACACCACCUUGGAUGCUGACGUGGAACAGCGUUUUUUUUUUUCUCAAAAAGUGACAAAAAAAAAAAAAUAAUCUGGGGGAUAAUAUACUAACCGUGUAGAUCAGACAGUGGAAUAAAAGGUGCUCCUUCAGGUCAA
Molecule: messenger RNA, 1341 nt
Organism: Anas platyrhynchos (mallard)
Lineage: Eukaryota; Metazoa; Chordata; Aves; Anseriformes; Anatidae
Gene: UBE2H
Product: ubiquitin conjugating enzyme E2 H
Source: RefSeq, a predicted model, not a curated record